Molecule: messenger RNA, 3839 nt
Organism: Meleagris gallopavo (turkey)
Lineage: Eukaryota; Metazoa; Chordata; Aves; Galliformes; Phasianidae
Product: secreted frizzled-related protein 5-like
Biological process (GO): canonical Wnt signaling pathway; non-canonical Wnt signaling pathway
Molecular function (GO): Wnt-protein binding
Source: RefSeq, a predicted model, not a curated record
UCCUCUGUCAGGAAGUCUGGAAUUUCUGCAGGAAAAUGAGAGCAGUAAUGGAGACUGAGGAACUGUUACGUUAGGACAAAUACUAACAGCAGACCACUGAAAAGAGAGGAAAAUAGGAAAAUUUAAAAACUUCCUAGCAAGCCAGGGGGGUAGGACAGUCAAAUAUAUGUACCUUUCUACCCGAAGAGCUCUACGACAGCACACACCUCACACCUGAGCUCCAGGAGAUGGGUAUUUUUACAGCAGCCAUUCCUCAAUGUUUGGAUCCUGGGGUCAAGCCCCUUAUUUUCUUGCAGAUCACCACAAUGGACAAAGGAGUGAACAAACACAGGCAUAUCACUGCGUUUUAUCACUUCAAAGGUUACAUGUGGAUCACAGUCUGGAACUGCUGUUUUACAGGAAGGGAGGCCAGAAGUCCUUACAGGGAGAAGAGAGGAUGGCUAGGGUUUCAUGCUCCUUUGCUCUGCAGCAGAGCAGGCAGCACCUAGAAAACAACCAAACUCCAUUUGGGGAUACCCAGCACACUGCUCUACUGGGAAACUCAACUUCCUGACUUAUUCCCAUUCAUUCCCUCCAAUGAAGGGGGAAGAAGUACAGCCAUCCGAGCAGGACAGGCUUAAGUGAAUAUGGCUGUGAUAGGCUGGAUUAGAUGAUUUUAAAUGUAUUUUCCAGUCGUAAUGAUUCUGUAAGUGCUUUCAGACACGAAGUCCUGCUCUCUAAACUGCAGCCCUGCAGGGUGUGUGCUGAGGACAUAUCACAUCCCAGCUGCAGCAGCAAUCCUCAAAGACGGAAAGAAAAAAUAAAAGUUAAUUACUUCCACGACCUUAAAUCAACCCUAUCAGCUCCGACUGUCAGUAAGCAGUUGGCCUCUUAAGUGCAUACCAGAACUGGCCCUGUAGAAAACGCAAUGCUCCUGGGAAGCCCUGGGGAUACAAUGCAGCUGUAUCCCUCUGAGGACACAAUUUCUGCCACCAGCAGAACAAUGUCCUUGUAACAGAGGGGGCUUUGGGGCCAGAGCUUCCGCUGUCCCGAGCGUCACGGCCUCACACCAGGUCAGAGCCAACCAUACCCACUGGCAAGCAACAGUCUCAGGAUCUCCAGUUCCUCAAACCGGGCUCAAAUAAUGACAGCUUCUGGAAUCUUAAUUACGUGCUGGAGGAAGGACAAUCCCUCUCUUCAGUGGUGGUAAUGGGAUUUUGUAACGAGGUAGAAAUUGCAUUAGCAGGAAGUGCUUUCUGCCAGGCAGGUUGCAAGGUGAGGGGCUUUCCAGCUAAGAGCUGGCAAUCCGCAGUGCAAACAGCCUUCCUUCCCAGCUGCAAAUUGGUUCCUGUGCCCACUGCUCUCCCAAACAGUUAACUUUGGCUGUGAGACCAUCCUAUCUCUCAUCCCGCUCAACAAUGGGUCCAGCUAAACAAAUGCCUCCUAAUUGACUUUGAGCAACACUUGAUUGCUUUCAGAAGAAAAAAAAAACAAAAGAGAGGAAAACAUUGGGGUUUAUGAAAUAAUGACUAAUCCUGGAGCAAGAGAAAGGGGUUGGGUUGGAGAGCUGGUGUCAAACAGAGAGCCCCAAGACACAGGGCCAAGGCAUUCACCCCCUCCCCAGCUGCCCUCAUUUCCACACCUGCUGAUCUAAGCCAAACCCCUGCUAAAAUCCAAACAAUCGGGGCCGCUGGCAAACGAAAAUUGGAGCAUUGUCUUCCCCAAGAGGGCUCUGAAAGGGCCGCACUUAAUGAGGAUGGAUUGCCACGGAGGUGGCUCGCAGGCUAUAAAAGGCGUUCUGCGGGCUGGAGCAGCUCAGUCCGGGUGUGCUGCAAGCUCACUCCGAGCACCAUGAGGGCUGUGAGCACAGAGAAGGCGUCCCGCAGGCGGGGAGCCCCGUGGCUGCCAGGCCUGCUGCUGCGCCUGCUGCUGUGGGGCUGCCCGGGGGGGCGGGCCAGCUACCUGCGCAGGUCCUCCAGCUGCACCGCCAUCCCGCGCAGCAUGGCCCUGUGCUACGACAUCGGAUACUCGGAGAUGAGGAUCCCCAACCUGCUGGAGCACGAGACCAUGCCGGAGGUGAUCCAGCAGUCCUCCAGCUGGCUGCCCUUGCUGGCCAGGGAGUGCCAUCCCGACGCCAGGAUUUUCCUCUGCUCCCUCUUUGCGCCCAUCUGCUUGGACAGGCUCAUCUACCCGUGCCGCAGCCUGUGCGAGGCCGUCAAGAGGAGCUGUGCACCCGUCAUGGCUUGUUAUGGCUAUCCCUGGCCCGAAAUCCUCAACUGCAACAAGUUCCCUGCAGACCACGAGCUGUGCAUCGCUGCCGUCUCCACGGAUGAAAGUUCCUCCAGCAGGAGAACAGUGCCUCGAGCCAGCUGCAAGGACUGCGAGCUGGAAGAGGCCAGCACUGCCAGGGAGAUCCUGGACAGCCUCUGUGCCAAUGAUUUCACAGUGAAAAUCCGAAUCCUCAGGAAGAACACGACCACAACCGUCUCCGACUUCGACCUGGACCCCUCCAGGGUGGAGGUGCUGAAGCACGGCCCGCUCCUCAGAACUGAAAUCCCAGGCAGGCUGCAGCAGUGGCUGGACAUCGAUGCUACCUGCGCCCACAACAUCAUGAGAGGCACUCACGCGGGGGUCUUUGUCAUCAGCGGAGAAGUGCAGAGCGACAAAGUGGUGGUGAACAAGGCCUACGCUUGGCAGAAGAAGAACAGGAACCUGCACCAGGCCGUGCGGAGAUGGAAACAUCACCGCUGCCCCGAGCAGGCCGGCAGGAAGGUCUGAGAUCUCGAUCCUAAUGCUAAGAAAUGGCUCCCUUCCCUACGGCUAGGAAACUCCUUCCCUGGGCAGUUGGUGUUUUGGAGAUGUACAUUCAGUAUUUUUAGGCGAAUCAAAGCAGUCAUAGUCAGCAGGUAGGGCCUCACUACAGAUCCCUGAGAUCACUAAUACCCUUUUCCCGAGACAGAGCUUAGGGAUGCAGACUUAACAUAUUCCUAUGGCAAGUUCCUGCAAAUCCAGGACUUACAGCGGAUGGCUUUGCGCAGCAUCAGUGACUUGAAGUCCACAGGCGAGCAGACUAGAAGAGACCUUUAAAAACAUGGGCUUCUGCACAGGUGAAAGGAAACGACCCCUCUUGAGCACCCAGCAGACAGCUGAGGAUUUCUGCAUAACUGGGAAUGACCACUUUUUGACUUAAAGCAUGCAGUUUGGAUCAGAAUUUUCUGGUAACUGUGAAGCUACUGAAGAUACCCCCAGAGCCUUGAGAGAGGUGGCAACAACACUGGGAAUCAUGCUCACCAGUGGAUGUAGCCACAGCUCUACGUGAACAGAAAGCAGAAAACUGCAAAUCCCCAAGUGAGAAAACGAGUUGGAUUUCUACUGUCUAACAAAGCACUGUCCAUGGAAAGUUUUCUACACUGGAUUAAACUUGAGAAUGAAAUAAAAAUGACAGAAAAAAUAAAAAAACACACAGCUUUGGAGAUAAAUACGUUCUUCCCUGUGCUCAAAGCCUGCAGCCUCAGUUGUGGAGAGAACCGCCAGCUUUGAUGGAGACACAUUGCCUCCCUGUGCUCGUAAAGCACACCAACAACCCAGCCAAGACUGUCUCUUCAGAUUUAAUAUGGGCUGAGAUUAGCACUCACAUUGCAAUUCAGCUGCGCUCUGACAUUUGUGUAGCAAUUACUUCUAUUUCCCUGAGGCUCAGAAGAAAAACACAGAGAGAUUUCCUAUUUUUAUUCCUCCCUGCUGCCUCGUCUCGCAAACUGCCGCCCGACCCGCAGGGCCUGCUGCCAGGUGGUCCCUGUGAUGGCAGCAUCUCUGAACAGACUGCGUUUUGAAAACACAACAAGUAAAAGCUCUGAAAGUUG